Molecule: messenger RNA, 2742 nt
Organism: Sesamum indicum (sesame)
Lineage: Eukaryota; Viridiplantae; Streptophyta; Magnoliopsida; Lamiales; Pedaliaceae
Product: putative galactinol--sucrose galactosyltransferase 2
Source: RefSeq, a predicted model, not a curated record
GGCCUAACUGUCCAAGAAAAAUGAGAGGAUAUUUUGUUCCUUGUAGAUGAGAAAUGCGUGGAGGCCAAUAAGAUACGUCACAGAGACUAACAACUCAUAAAUUUCCAAUAAGGAUAGGAAGAAAGAAUGUUGCUUUCUUCCCUUUGUCGGAUAAAUGCUUGCCUUUUCACUUUUGGGGGUCCAUUUAGAUAUAUAUGCACAUAUAUAUAUAAAUCUUGAACAUCUUCUUCGCGUGAUUUGGCAACCUAAACUCUCCAAUGGCAAUGGCGGCUUGCACAUCUAUGAGAGCUCUGCAACUCAAACUGAACAAUCUGUCGCCAUUUCUACCUGCCAAUGGCAAGAUUUUUCCAAAUGGGCUUGUGCGUACAGGCUGGAGGAGCCAUUCUAUGUUUCUCAAGGCGGUUCCAGUAAUUCAAAAUGGAGUUCUAAGCUUUAAUGGGACGGAGGCACUUUUGGGUGUGCCUGAUAAUGUUGUCAUCACAGCGGGCUCCGAUUCAUCGGCAUUUUUGGGUGCUAUUUCCACUCAGAGCAGCUCUCGGCAUGUUUUCAAGCUAGGAGUUAUUGAAGACGCGAGAUUGCUAUCGUUGUUUCGGUUUAAAAUCUGGUGGAUGAUACCUCGAGUUGGGAAUUCUGGGAGGGACAUUCCUGUCGAAACACAGAUGUUGCUGCUGGAGGCAAGGGAAGGACCAACUUCUGAAGAGCCUAACCAGGAUGCCAAAUAUGUGCUGUUUUUGCCAAUAUUAGACGGUGAAUUCAGGAGCAGCCUGCAGGGGAACUCAGCUGACGAGCUUGAAGUUUGUGUUGAAACUGGUGAUUCCACAAUAAUUGCAUCAGCGUCUCCCAAGGCAGUUUUUGUGAACUUUGGAGACAACCCAUUCGAACUGAUCAAGGAAUCUAUGAAGAUUCUGCAGAAAUACAGCGGAACAUUUGCUCUUAGAGAGACCAAGCAGAUGCCUGGAAUGCUAGAUUGGUUCGGUUGGUGCACCUGGGAUGCCUUUUACCAAGACGUCAAUCCUCAAGGAAUCAGAGACGGCCUAAAAAGCUUGUCUGAAGGUGGUACUCCAGCAAGGUUUCUAAUAAUUGAUGAUGGUUGGCAAGAUACAACCAAUGAGUUCCAGAAAGAGGGGGAGCCUUUGAUUGAAGGGACACAGUUUGGGGCCAGAUUGAUGAGUAUAAAAGAAAACAGUAAGUUUCGGAAGACAGCAGCUGAUGAUUCAAGCAACACGCCGCAUAGUUUAAAGGACUUUGUUUCAGAUAUAAAGAGCACUUUUGGUCUCAAGUACGUGUACGUAUGGCACGCGUUAAUGGGAUAUUGGGGUGGACUUCAUCCAGAUGCCCCAGGAACUAAGAAGUAUAAUCCCAAACUAAAGUUCCCACUACAAUCACCGGGAAAUCUUGCACAUCAGAGGGACAUAGCAAUGGACUCUAUGGAGGAGUAUGGUGUUGGUACAAUCGAUCCAGACAGAAUAUUUGAGUUUUAUGACGAUCUACACAGAUAUCUUGCGUCACAGGAAGUGGACGGAGUUAAGGUUGAUGUACAGAACUUACCAGAAACAGUAGCCACAGGUUCAGGAGGACGUGUUUCACUUACUAGACAUUUUCAGCAAUCGCUCGAAAAGUCAAUAUCCAAUAAUUUUCAAGAUAAUGGCAUCAUAUGCUGUAUGGCUCAGAACACGGAUUCUGUCUACAACUCAAAAGCAAGUGCAAUCACACGUGCAUCAGAUGAUUAUUACCCCAAGAACCCAACGACGCAGACUCUGCAUAUAGCUGCUGUAGCUUAUAACAGCUUAUUCUUUGGUGAAAUAGUUGUCCCGGAUUGGGACAUGUUCUAUAGCCUCCAUGAUGCAGCUGAGUUUCAUGCAGUUGCUCGAGCUGUUGGAGGCUGUGGCAUCUAUGUAAGUGAUAAACCUGGAAACCACGACUUUGAUAUACUCAAGAGGCUUGUGCUGCCUGAUGGAUCUGUGAUGAGGGCAAGGUAUCCUGGAAGGCCUUCUCGUGAUUGUUUAUUCAACGAUCCAGUUACAGAUGGGAAAAGCCUCAUGAAGAUAUGGAACCUGAACAAACUUACUGGAGUUCUUGCCGUAUUCAAUUGCCAAGGAGCAGGAACUUGGCCUGGUCUGGAGAAUACCGUUCAAAAGAACGACCUUGAGCUGGCUGGAAAGAUAUCCCCAGCAGAUAUCGAGUACCUUUCAGAAAUUUCACCCGAAUCCUGGGAUGGAGAAUUUGCGGUCUUUUCCUUCAAAUCAGGUUCUCUCUCCCGACUCUCAACGCAUGGAAAGCUGAACAUCGGCUUUAAAACCUUACAAUGUGAUGUCUUUACAGUAUCUCCCAUCAAGGUUUAUCAUCAAGAAAUCCAAUUUGCACCCAUUGGACUGAUAAAUAUGUACAACUCCGGAGGGGCCGUUCAUGCAGUUGAGGCCAUCGACGAUUCUUUAUUUCCUGGAAUACGAAUCCAAGGAAGAGGCGAAGGUGUUUUUGGAGCCUAUUCGAGCUCAGAGCCGAAACGUUGCUCUGUGAAUACGACGGAGGCUCAAUUCCAUUUCAACAGUGAACACCAUUUUUUGACAGUUAACGUUCCCACCGGAACGAAUUCUUGGGAAAUUGCUGCUCAUUACUGAGACCCUUCUGUCAUAAAUCUUGUAAACGUAAUUCGAUUUGAAAAUAAUUCACAUUUUUUCUUGUAGAUAAACAUGUGAUGAAUACACCAAAGUCCAAAUGAUCUGUAUCAAGACAAAUUAUCAA